UAUUUUAUCAAAAGUUACUAUUUUUCCAAAUUUUUUUUGUUUGUAAAACUAUUUAUUAAAUUUAUUUUCAAAAAUAUUAAAGAGUGUUAUAAGAAAAUAUGACACAAAAUAUAGAUUAGUCUAAAUGCACAUAGUUACCAUUUUUUUGCUUUAAAAAAAAUAGUUUUCCCAAAAAUAAUUUGGAUUUGCUAAGUGCGUUAAUUUAGGAAUUCUGUCCCGUUUUUUUUACUGUUUUCGUGAUUGGUGACUUUUUCAGUUUUCAUUCCACGCACCGCUUUUAUUUGACGAUUCGCAACCUCAAUUUGACGUCAUCAAGAAGGUCAAUGCUGUCAAACGCAUUCAAUUUCAUAAUACUCAUCGGUUUCACAAAAAUAAUUUUUUAUUUAUCUUUCAAAGAGUUAGUUCUAUAUUUUCAAUGUGAUUUUCAUAUAUAUAAUCAUUUCCUACCCUUUUAAACAAUUAAUAAAUUUAUAUUUAAAUCAUUUUAUUUUAUUAAACUGUACAUUAAGUAAGAUUAUGUUAAUAUAUUUUGUAAUUUUCUUAUUUCACAUGAAAUGUGUCAAAAUAAACUUUUUGAGAAACAUAAAGAAUAUAAAGUUACAUUUUUGUUUUGGAAUUACUCCAACGACUUUAAUUAUUAAACAAGGUAUGGUCACUUUAAUUAACCCGUAGAUAAGGCAAAGAAAACCUCAUCUGCACAAUGUGCAGAGGCCCUAAUUUUCUAUUUAGGCAUUAUUCGUUUUUUAUGUUGGAUGCUACACUUCGAUGCAAAUAUUAUUUUCAAAACUAUAACAUCUAUAGAAUCUGAAUAUUUGAGAUGAAAAUUAUAGAGUUUAGAUGUAAAAUUUGCAUUUCAAAAUCCAAAAGGCUUAAAUAAGAUUCAUUACAAAAAAAACUAGUUUAUAUUAAUAAGAAUAAUAAUAAUAACAAUAUUAUAUAUAUUAAAACAUAAGAUUAUUUCCCGUAAAACUGUAAAUUAAAUUUUAAUAUCAUACAGUAAAAUGAAGUUUUUCUGCUAAAACAUAAUAUUUAGUUUAUUUUUGCCAAAAUUGCAAAGUCACAUUUUUUGCCAAAACAUUAAAUUGAAUUCUCCGUCAUAACCGUAAAUCAUAUUUUUCCCUAACCGCAAAUUUCCCUAACUGAAUAUUUGAGAUGAAAAUUAUAGAGUUUAGAUGUAAAAUUUGCAUUUCAAAAUCCAAAAGGCUUAAAUAAGAUUCAUUACAAAAAAAACUAGUUUAUAUUAAUAAGAAUAAUAAUAAUAACAAUAUUAUAUAUAUUAAAACAUAAGAUUAUUUCCCGUAAAACUGUAAAUUAAAUUUUAAUAUCAUACAGUAAAAUGAAGUAUUUCUGCUAAAACAUAAUAUUUAGUUUAUUUUUGCCAAAAUUGCAAAGUCACAUUUUUUGCCAAAACAUUAAAUUGAAUUCUCCGUCAUAACCGUAAAUCAUAUUUUUCCCUAACCGCAAAUUUUUUUUUUUUUGCCAAAACCAAAAAAUCAUUAAAUCAAAUUUCCUAUGAAAACCGUAAAAUUGGAUUUCGUGCCAAAACCUUAAAAUCAGAUAUUCUAAAAUAAAUAUAAUUAUUAUUUUGUUACAAAUGUAAUUCAAACAUAAUUAUUCAAAUACAACAGUUAAUUAACAAUUAAUUAUAUAAAUAAUGUCAUAUAUAGUUUUCUUUUGAAGUAAUAGCAUUAAAAUGCUACUAUAAAAUAAAAUAAAAACGAACAAUUUAAUAUCUAAAUGUUGUAUCUAGAUGUAAUAUAAACUAUAAAAGUUAAUACAUUUGAAUGUAAAAUCUAAAUAUUGUAUUCAGAUGAUGCAACUAAAUGCAAAAACGAACUGCCUUUAGUUAGCACCAUAGUUGUAUACUACUUACUCAGAUGUUAAAGUUGUUAUUAAACUAAAAAAUGAGUUUUGCGGCAAGCUGUUGGUGCAGACUUGGCCGAGUCUCGGGAUAUUGGUUAUAGCGGUUGUGUGUGCCCCCUUGUAACUAAAUUGAGUUUGUGUUUAAAGUUUUAUUUUCUUUUCAGUGCUUCUUGUUAACCUUUGUAAUUCUGUCAAAAAUGAAAAAGUUUUAAAAUAAUAUCUUUACUUUUUUACCAAAAAAAUAAAAAUAAAAAACCAAAUCAGCAGCGUUGUCCUUUUCUCAAAUUUAAAUAUUUUAUAAGUAAAACAAAAAUAAUAAUUUUGUAAGAUUACAGUCUUUUCAUUUUCUUUAUUCGGUCACACUCUCUUGACAGUUUCGUCAUCCAUGUAUUAGCUAAUAUAUAAAGAAACGAAACAGCUUCGAGGGAAAGAGAACAUCACGAGAAAAUCUGCUGCCAUGGCUUCAAAGCUCGUGAUUAUCAUUGUGUUCAUUCUUGAUCUCAUCGCUGUUGGACUAGCCAUUGCCGCCGAGCAAAGAAGAAGCGUCGGUAAGGUUGUACCUGACAAGGAGAAAGUAUAUGAGUACUGUGAGUAUGGCUCAGACAUAGCUACAAGUUAUGGUGCUGGUGCUUUUGUGCUUCUCUUGACAACUCAAGUCAUUAUUAUGUUGGCUAGCAAGUGCUUCUGCUGCGGCAAGGCUCUUAGCCCUGGUGGUUCAAGAGCUUGUGCCAUCAUCCUCUUCCUCAUUUGCUGGGUGUUUUUCUUGAUUGCUGAGAUAUGUUUGCUCGCGGCAUCAAUCAGAAACGCGUACCACACUAAGUACAGGAAGAUGUGGAACGUGGAUGAGCCUCCUAGCUGUGAAGUGAUACGUAAAGGAGUGUUUGCAGCUGGUGCUUCAUUCGCACUCUUCACUGCUAUAGUCUCUCAGUUCUACUACGUCUGCUAUUCUCGUGCCAGAGAUGAUUACAAGAACCCACCUUACUAGUGGAACAGUUUGUUUCAUUUCUCACUGAUUAUAUACGGUAUCAAAGAUCUAAUGGUUGUUACUGAUUUGCUUAUUGCUUGUAUUCGUUUAAGCCCACAUUGAAAUUACCAUAACAUUUUCCGAA
Molecule: messenger RNA, 2972 nt
Organism: Brassica rapa (field mustard)
Lineage: Eukaryota; Viridiplantae; Streptophyta; Magnoliopsida; Brassicales; Brassicaceae
Source: RefSeq, a predicted model, not a curated record